GCCUCACACCACUCUCUUCCCUACAGUAGGUGGCGGUGUAUGCACCUUAAAGUUGGAUGCAAUCCGACAACCAAAUCCAAAAGAAGAAGAAUUAAAGCAGGAAGUGAAUAGCUCGAGCGUUGGUUUAUUUUCCUCGUUGACAUGUGGCUCUAUAGACCGUAAAAUUCCCAAAUUACAGAUGGAGUUGAAUACGUUUCUUACUCAGCGGUUAACAGCGGCCGCUGUGGAGAUAUCGGCUGUCUUUGAAAAAAAGAUUGUCGAGUACCAGGUUGAAAUCUCCCGUUCGAAGGAGGAGAACAAACGUCUACAGCGGCUGUUGGAUUUGGUUUUCCACCCGGAAAUCAAGUUACAUCGAGCAGACUCCCAGCAGCUCUCUCUUCCUGCCUCUGAAGAGGAGGUUCCUCCUGAACAGCAGCACUGUGAGCAGGAGAGUAGCCCCCGUCAGUGGCAGGAGGACCCAGAGCCCACACAGAUUAAAGAGGAACAGGAGGAACUCAGGACCAGUCAAGAGGAGGACCAGCCUCAAGGGCUGGAACCUGAUACCAAAGACGUCUUAAUCCCUGCCUGUGUGAAAAGUGACUAUGAACAGGACCCACCUCUGCCCUCACAUCUUGACCAAACCUUGGAGAACAGAGCGAGGGACUCUCUACCCACCAACACAACUGAACAGAUCAAAACAGAACCUGAUGAAGAGGAUUACAGCAUAUCAGAACCAACCAGGGACUCUCAGCUCCUCUCUGAAGCCCAGGCAGAAAACAUAGACAAACGUGUUGAUGGGAUGGAGAGACCCAUUCCCCCUCACUUCUCUCCAGACUCCCAGCAGCCCUCUCUCCCUGUCUCUAAAGAGGAGGUUCCCCCAGAGCAGCAGGAGAGAAGCCCCAGGCUGGGUCUGGAGGACCCAGAGCCCACAAAACAAGAGGAACUCUGGACGAAUCAGGAGGAACAGCAGCUGGAAUCUGACAGCAGAGUAUCAGAACCAACCAGUGACUCUCAGCUCCUCUCUGCAGUAAAUCCAGACUGUUCUGCAGCUCAGAGUGAAAACGGUAAAGUUCAUCAGAGUCCCAGCACUUCUUCAGAACAAGAUUCUAGUAACGUGGAAUCAAAUGAAGCAUCUAGUUUCUCUACCUGGAGUGAGGAAAACAUCUCCGUAACAGACAGCAACUCUUCAGACAGUAGCUCCUGCACUAAAGAAGACUCUGAGGCACGUAAACCAGCGAAGAGAACAUGCCAUUCUAGUGGUGUGUUGAAUGAACCAUCUGAUUUGUCCAACUUAUGUGAUGAAAACAACCCGGGGACUGAGAUCAGCCCUUCAGACGGCAACAAAGACAUGAACAUCCAAACAGACUCUGGGGCUCAUAAUCCAGCUAAGAGGAUAUGUCAGAGGGUGCAUGAUGUUGCCGUAGCAAGACGUGGGAGUGGAGAGAUGGCCUCCUGUUCCCGUCCCAAAGUGGCAGGAUCCACUCGAUGUUACACCCACUGCUUGCACUGUCAAGGUCUGUACAUUCGAAAGUCACUACGGAAGCAUGUCAGAUACUGCCCUCUGAACCCCAAAGCUGAAGAACCAAAACCUGGACCAAAGAUGAGGAUUCAGUCAGCAAUGGCGUUUAAGAUGCGUCCUCAACCCGACUACGUCAGCACAGGUCUUUGGAAGAUAGUUUGUGGUAUGAACUCCGACCGAGUUUCAUUUGUGGUUAGAAAUGACAAAUGUAUCCUCCUCAUGGGAGAGGAUCUGUACAACCAACUACAGCCAGAUGACAGAAGAAACCGAUACAUUCAACGAAGAAUGAGAGAGGUGGCAAGACUCCUCAUCACGGCCAGGACGUGUACACCUCUGAUGUGCUUUGAGGACUUGGUCAUACCUAGUAAUUUACCUCACGUCAUCACGGCAGUGAGAGCUGUAGCUGGCUACAACGAGGAGAACAAAACGUACGACCGUCCGACCCUGGCUGUUCAAAUGGGAUACAACUUAAUGAACAUUGGCAGCGCUGUGGAAUCCUGUGCACUGACGGCAGGACGACACAAAGUCGCGGAGUCUGCUGGCAAAUUCAAAAGUUUCAAGUGGAAUGAGGUUGUUUUGGCUGGAGCACUGUCCACUCUCAGUGAACCCCAAAAUAAAUGCGCCCAGCCGGCCCGUCGCACAGGCGCCCAGCCGGCCCGUCGCACAGGCGCCCAUCCGGCCUGUUUCCCAGCUGAGCCGGCGCCCAGCCAACCCGUCGCACAGGCGCCCAGCCGGCCUGUUUCCCAGCUGAGCCGGCGCCCAGCCAACCCGUCGCACAGGCGCCCAGCCGGCCUGUUUCCCAGCUGAGCCGGUGCCCAGCCAACCCAAAGCAACAUUGUGAGAUUAAAGUGGAUCGUUGAUGAGGUAGCAGCAUUAGAGAAACACAUGAUGCCGUUCAUAAAGAGUGGCCAAGUUCCUGAAAAGAAGGACUGCCUCAAAUGCCUCCAGUCAGAACCUGUGGCGCUCAAAAGCAGAAACUGGUCGGGCAUUAAGUUUUAUGUAAAUAGAGUCAAACAGAGACAGAGUACUGCAGCAAACUUGGGAGACCGCGGCCCUGACGGGUACUUCAAAUCAGGUCCAGAGACUGUCAACGCAACACCUUAGCCAUUGCGUUUCCCAGUCAGACUUCGAACCAGCCAGGGAUUUGAACCAGCAACUUUGUGUGUGGUGGUGGGGGGGUUACAGGUACCAAUAUUUAAAUUCAUAUUCUGUUCCUAUAUUUUAUAUUCAUUAGUUCACACAUUGUACCUGUGGGUUGCCACUAAAAACAUUGAAGAAGAAAUUAACUUCGCCAUUUCCUGGUUGGUAAAAUUCUAACAGUAAACCUAAUUUCAGUUUGUGACAAAACCAGCCAGUAUAGUGUAGAGGAUCAUGGUCCGUCUAAACCGCUGUGAAAUAUAUUUUCCAUAAACAAAAAUAUUGUAUUUUUUUCGUCUGUUUUGAAGCUGGUGUACGAAACUUAAGAACGGGAAACAUAGAAAUAGGGCACAUAGAACAGAUCUACCGGCUUCCUAGACUUGCUUUCAGUGAGAGUGACAGAUCUAUAACUGUAAGUAGAGACGGAGUCCUCCAUCGGGAUCUUGAGAGGCAGUAGGGCUUAUUUGGUUUCGAUGCAUUUUUUGUAAUUUGAGAUUAAACUGAAUUUUUAUCUAUGAUCUUCAAUGCAUUUGGGAGCAAUAGAGAGACAUUGUCUAGAUAUAGUACAAUAUCGUCUGCGUAUUGGUGUUAUUUUAUUUGAUUGAUGAAUGGCCUGGGCCAGGGGGUUCCCAUGGAUAAUAAAAUAACAAAGGAGAAAUUGAUCGCCUAGUCUGCUUCUUCUAGUGAUUCUGAACAGAGCAGAUAUUGCCUGUUAUAACUAUGGCUGAGGGGAUUGGCAUAUUAAUUAAAUUAGAGCCAUUUUUCAAGACCGACCAGAGAUCUAGCCAUUCUAGUUGAGUAAAAGCUUUUUCUGUAUGGAGAGAUGAAACAGCCCAAGGACCUGUUGAUUCUGAUGAAGCAUCGAAGAUAUGGAAUAGUCGACGGAUCUAAUCCGAGGAUAUAUAUAUAUUUUUUUUUACAAACCCGCUUCGGUCCUUGUGGACCAAUUUGAAUACGUAAGUCUUGAGACGGGAUGACAAUUUUAGUAGACAGUUUUAAUAUCUGUGUUUAUCGAAGAUAGGGGGCGAUAGAGAGUACACUGGGUGACAUCCUUUCUUUAUUUUUGUAAAGGUGAAAUUAGUGCUCUAUUUACAUUUCUCCCAAAUGAACCUUUGUGUGAACAGCUGUGUUAAUCAUUUAGAGCAAUAGUGGACCUAAUUGAGACCAGCGACAUGUUGGUUCCAGGCCUGUCUCUCUAACGCGAGGCUACCUGAUACCCCUAAGGACAUGUUACAUAAACUCAAUCUAUUUUCAGAUCAAACUACUGUAUUUUCCUGUAUUAAUGUUACUAUUGAAUGAUUAUCAUUGUGAAAUCUUCUGCUUUGUUGUACAUUUCCACUUUUAUGGAUUGAAUUGGGCAGGAUGCAUUCCUUUCUCUAAUAUGUUAUAGAGAUACCCAUAUCAGAUUUAAUGCCAGAGAUCAUGUCACAUUGCUACUUAAAGCCCCAUGCAGUAUUUAAAAAAUAUAUAUUUAAAUCAUCACUGUAUGAUUACUAAAUCACUGUUUAUUUCAGUAAAAUAACACCAUAUUUUAAAAAAU
Molecule: messenger RNA, 4175 nt
Organism: Oncorhynchus mykiss (rainbow trout)
Lineage: Eukaryota; Metazoa; Chordata; Actinopteri; Salmoniformes; Salmonidae
Source: RefSeq, a predicted model, not a curated record